This is a messenger RNA of Anthonomus grandis grandis, 831 nucleotides long. RefSeq names its product piggyBac transposable element-derived protein 4-like. The transcript has a single exon. The record is from RefSeq and is a predicted model, not a curated record. Bases 1 to 831 code for a protein of 276 amino acids. Lineage: Eukaryota; Metazoa; Arthropoda; Insecta; Coleoptera; Curculionidae.
AUGCAAAUAUAUACUGGUGUACUUGAUGAUUUGGGCGGUAGAGGGCAUGCCGCUAAUGUCGUCCUUCAUCUUAUAAGGAAUUACUGGGAUAAGGGGCACAGUCUAUACAUGGAUAAUUAUUACAAUUCUGUGGCCCUUGCGAGACAAUUGUUGGAAAAAAAUACGUACUGUACGGGUACUUUGCAGGUGGGUAGAAAAGAAACCCCAGAAGAUGUAAGUAAGGCAAAACUAAAGCCUGGCGAAUCCAUUCAUCGUUAUGGAGGAAAUGUGUGUGUAGGUAAAUGGAAGGACAAACGAGAGGUACUGUAUAUUAGUACGGAGCAUGAAAAUACAUUGGAAGAAGUUUUGUCUAGAUUUGGCACUAAUAACAUUAAACCAGCUCCAAUCGUGCAAUACAAUAAAUAUAUGUCGGGUAUAGAUUUACAAGAUCAAAUGCAGUCCUACUACCCCGGCCAUCGUAAAACCAUACGAUGGUAUAAAAAAGUAGGAAUUCAUAUUAUGGAGACUAUGUUGUAUAAUUCCUAUAUGUUAUACAACAAAUAUUCUAGACCAAAGAUGUCGUUUCUAGAAUAUCGUGAAUCAAUAGUUGAAGCAAUGGUACCAGAAAUCCAAGCCAAAGAGAAGCCAGGUCAAUCCAAAGAAAACCAAGGGUUUCAGCACGGUCCAUCUAAACUAGAAAAGGGCCCAGGAGAUAGAAGACUGCGAAAAAAAUGCCGAUGGUGUUCAAAACGUGGAAUUCGUAGGGACACAAACUUUUAUUGUAAGAGUUGUCCGGAACUGCCAGGACUGUGUUUAGACCCUUGUUUUAAGGAAUUUCAAAAUAAUCUAUGA